Osmerus eperlanus (European smelt) is the source of this 3229-nucleotide messenger RNA. Its product is annotated as epsin-3-like. Lineage: Eukaryota; Metazoa; Chordata; Actinopteri; Osmeriformes; Osmeridae. The record is from RefSeq and is a predicted model, not a curated record. Gene Ontology annotation, molecular function: clathrin binding; phospholipid binding. Gene Ontology annotation, biological process: endocytosis. Gene Ontology annotation, cellular component: plasma membrane; endosome; clathrin vesicle coat.
CCCGCCCCUUAUUCCCUCCUUCUCUGCGAGUGCGUGCCUGCCUGCCGGUAUUGCGUGUAUGAGUGUGUGGGUGCAACGAGUGACUGUAACGGUCCGUAGGGGUUAUCUGUUCCUAUAUGCGGAUUUAACGGCUGCACCGGUUCGCAUCGCAACUCAACCGGAGGAAGGCCACGCGCACAGCUGGAAUUACACACCAUUACCGUCACGGGAACGUUAAGCUCAACAUCCUACUUCACGUUCACCGGGAAGGCUACAUCUCACGGCAACGACUGCUGCUGCCUGUCGUGUAGAUAGAGAUCGUUUUAAUUCGGGGGAAUACCGGCGCUGCGGAGAGAAGCGAGCCGAGGAUGGUGCCCGGUAACGGAGGCGGGAGAUGAGGCCAUGGAUGGGGUGAGUAAUGCGGUAAAGCAUAGUGCAGAAAACAUGUCACACAACGUAAACAUAGUGGGACGUUUGAAAAUGUUGUUCUACAUCUUCUCUAAGCAGUUUUGUUAACGGUAAGAUAUAAUUUGACCUCACGAACAGAUACGUGGUUGGAUGUCAUGCUCCACGUUUUGUUGACAGCUCGCGCAAUGAGUACUGGGUUGCGUAAGAAUCCGCGCUAGGUCGCGGGAGAGCCCAAGCGGACCGCACUGUCGAGGGGGCGUGUGUGUGUGAGAGAGCGACGUCCCGUGCGCGCAUCGCUGCCACCGAUAUUGACGCCCCCCCCAUCGCCACCUGUCAAAUGCACCUGCCACCUCCCACUGCCCAUGCGUAGGUUACUGUAAACGGGGGUGACGUAACGAGCUGCUGGGCACCACGCGCUGACUCCACUCCAACGAAGUCGCGCGACAAUGGCUCUAUCCUCAAAGUCACUCGCUGCGGGCGUCUGAGGUAAACUAGCGAGUGCCAUCUCUGACCCGCCUCCAUAGAGCGGAAAUUACACCGCCCUUCCAUCCCUCCAUCCUUCUAUCCCUCCCCUCUUUUCCUAGUCUGACUCCGUGACCCUUUAACCUUUUGAACCCCGACACCACCCCCCCCCCCCCAUCGCCAUGACGACCUCAGCCCUACGUCGACAGGUGAAGAACAUCGUUCACAACUACUCAGAGGCGGAGAUCAAGGUGCGGGAGGCGACCUCCAACGACCCCUGGGGCCCCUCCUCCUCUCUGAUGUCAGAGAUCGCCGACCUGACCUUCAACGUGGUGGCGUUCGCAGAGGUCAUGGGCAUGGUGUGGAAGCGUCUGAACGACAGCGGCAAGAACUGGCGCCACGUCUACAAGGCCCUGACUCUGCUAGACUACCUGUUGAAGACCGGCUCAGAGAGAGUGGCACAGCAGUGCAGAGAGAAUGCCUUCACUAUACAGACGCUGCGAGACUUCCAGUACGUGGACCGAGACGGCCGCGACCAGGGGGCCAACGUCCGGGAGAAGUCCCGCCAGCUGGCCUGCCUGCUCAGGGACGAGGAGCGGCUCCACCAGGAGAGGAGCCAGGCGCUGAAGACCAAGGAGCGCAUGGCAGGGGGAGGCAGCGGGGGAGGAGGAGGGGGAGGAGGAGGAGGAGGGGGACAGGCCCGACCCCAGACCAGCGGGGAGGAGGAGCUGCAGCUGCAGCUGGCCCUGGCCAUGAGCAGGGAGGAGAGCGAGAAGGUGCAGCGCUGUUGUCAAGGAGACGAAUCACUGUUACAGAAUUCCACGGACGAGAGGAGGAGAGAAAGGCAAUCAAGGCCCAGGGAGUCGGCCAUGUUGGACCUGGUUGCCAUAUUUGGUACUUCCCCCUCUGAAGCCCCGCCCCCCAGGGAGGACCCAUGGGAAGCUCCGCCCACUUGCGACAUCAACACCGACCCCUGGGAUUCCAUAGCAGAAGUUCAGUCCAGCACUCCUGUGAUUGGUAGUCCCUGGGCUGUCUCACCCACCUCCAAUAAACCGUCCAAUCCCUGGGCUUCGUUACACUCUCCCAAAGAACACUGGGAAGGUCCUCCCUCCUCCCCCAGGCCCCAGGACCCAGACUGGGACAGCCCGACCCUCACAGGAGCUGAUCCCUUCUCCGUCCAGGGGGAGGAGCCUAAACAGGAAGGAGGACAAACAGUCUCCACCCCUCAAACUGGCAGCCCCACAGACUGUUUUGCCGACCCCCCUGUGAGGGUACUGGUGAACGGGCGGGGGGGGGGCAGCCCAGAGAUGUUCCACCUCUCCCACCUGGAGCCCCCCUUCGGCGCCCCGCCCCCACGCAUGUGCCGCACCCCUGAAGCCUUCCUGGGCGCGAGGGGGGCGUCGCUGGUCAACCUGGACGCCCUCAUACCACCCAACCCCCCCGCCAAGACGCACAACCCCUUCCUCUCAGGUCUCAGCACCCCCUCCCCCACCAACCCCUUCCACAGCGACCAGCCCCGCCUCACCCUAAACCAGAUGCGCCCCCGCUCCACCUCCCCCCUGCCCCCCCAUAUGCUGCCCUACAGCCCCUCCCUGCCCCUGCCUCUCCUCCACCAGCCCUCUGCCCUCCCCUCCUCCCUCACCCAGCCCCCUGCGGGCCUCCUGGGCCUCCCCGCCAACCUCCCCCAGCCUCUUCUCCCCCUCUCCCCCCGCCCCGCCCAGCACCCCUCUCUUCACACACACAGCCACAACCCCUUCCUCUGAAAGAUGGAGUGGAAGGGUGGGGGAGGAGGGGGGGGCAGGACACAGGGAGUCACUGGGAUAGAACCAGGAGGGAGGAAUAUCGAGUCGUUGUGACAUCACUUCCGGAGAAUGUCAGAGCACUAUGACAUCACCAACCCUUCCUCAUAUCACCCGACUCUGAAGAGAGAGACUCUGCUGCCCCUUUCUGGAAUCGUAAUCUGUAUGAAUAAUAUGGAUGAAUAAUAUGGAUGAAUAAUCUGGAUGAAUAAUCUGGAUUAAGAAUUGUGACUGGAAGUAAACUGGACCUCUACAAUGAACUGGAUGUAUGGAUUGGUCUCUAGACACCCUGGCUGCUAAAAUGAACUCUGGAAUAAAAUGUAUAUGUAUGUAUACACACUACACACACACAUUACACACACACACAUACAGACAUACACACGUACUGUACAUACAGACACAUACACACUGCGCACACAUCUAUAGACACACACACACACAGACACACACACACACUACUGGUGUUCUUCACUGAGCGCAUGAAUGAUUUAUUCUCCAGCCCCCCUUGCUCGCUCACACACAUACACACACCAGUGGAUCCAUCUACUAAUAAAUAUUAAUAAAUGGAUGGUGUUUGCAUU